Messenger RNA from Gossypium raimondii (Peruvian cotton), 1451 nucleotides. Its product is annotated as transmembrane emp24 domain-containing protein p24delta8-like. Gene Ontology annotation, cellular component: endoplasmic reticulum; COPII-coated ER to Golgi transport vesicle; Golgi apparatus. The record is from RefSeq and is a predicted model, not a curated record. The coding region runs from base 373 to 648 and encodes 91 amino acids. The transcript is spliced from 3 exons. Gene Ontology annotation, biological process: endoplasmic reticulum to Golgi vesicle-mediated transport; intracellular protein transport; Golgi organization. Lineage: Eukaryota; Viridiplantae; Streptophyta; Magnoliopsida; Malvales; Malvaceae.
GGAAACAGAGAUAGGGGAAUCGAUGAGAUUUGAGCUGGAUUCUGGGAAAACCAAAUGCAUUGCAGAGGACAUAAAGGCAAAUGCAAUGACGGUUGGGAAAUACAGCAUUGUGAAUCCAAGUGAAGGUCAACCUUUUCCUGAUUCUCAUAAACUGGUAGUCAGGGUAUGUUGUAAACAAUUUUGAUGAUUUUUGUGUUAAAUGUUUCUGUGUUUGCGAAAUUAAAUAAAUGAUGAAAUAGGGUGAGUUCACCAAAGGGGAACAAUUAUCACCUAGGAGAUCAAGUGGAUUCAGGUACAUUUGCAUUUACAGCAGCAGAGAGUGGGGAUUACACCACUUGUUUUUGGGCAAAUAAACACAAGCCUCCUGUCAAGAUGACCAUUGAGUUCGAUUGGAAAAGUGGUGUUGCUGCUAAGGAUUGGUCCAAGACAAAGGAAAUUGAGUUGAAGAAACUGUAUGACACAGUAUCAGCCAUUCAUGAAGAGAUGUUCUAUCUUCGUGAGAGGGACGAAGAAAUGCAGGAGCUAAACAAAGAAACAAAUUCAAAAAUGGCUACUCUAAGUUUCUUUUCGCUGCUUCUUUGCUUGUCUGUGGCUGGCUUGCAGAUAUGGCAUCUAAAGUCAUUUUUUGAGAGCAAGAAGCUCCUCUAGUUUUCCUUCUAUUCCCUUACUAAGAGCCAUGGUGAGGUGCGAUCCCCAGAAAUUAAAUGAAAAUAGACUUAUUUAUCAAUUUAAAGUGGAAAUUUUGUAGUUUUUGUUCUAUUCCCUAAAGCUCAGUUUUGGAUUAGAAGGGAGCAACUCUACCUUCAUUUUUCUUUUAUUUAUAAACUUUAAUUUAGUAUACUUAUACACGUAAAACUCUAAUUAUGGUCUAAAUGUAUACUUAAAACUUUAAUUUUAAUUUAAUCACACACACAAAAAUAAAUACAUCAAUUUAUUUUUAUAUUAGAUAAAUAUAAUUAUUUAUGUAUACAUCAUAUAAACAUUUUAUAUCAAUAAUUGUAUUAAUAAUUUACAUAAAGUGAAUCAAAUCAAAAUUUUAUAUAUAAAAUUAUACAAAAUCAAAAUUCAUCUAUUACAUUUGUACAUUAAACCAUAGUUCAUGUAUAGUUUUAAGAUUUAUCCCUUUCAAACAAGGGAUUGGCCAUUUUUCGGUUGCACCUUCAUUGUUCUUUCCAGAAAUUAAAUGUAAUAAGACUAUUUAAUUAAGAUGAAAUUUUUUGUUGUUUGCAUAAACCCAUUAACAAAUUAUGCUACUUUUUCUUUGUAAGCUGAUGUGCAAGAGUGGACAAAACUAUCAUAAAAGUCAUCAAAUAGAAUUGAAACGAUGAAUAAUACAGUGUCUUUGGGUUUAUGAAGCACACAUUUCAAAUUGGCACUCAAAAUGGGAAACAAAAAAAAAAAAAACUUCUCCAAAAAAAACCCAAAAACCAAGAGUUGAAGAUAAAAACAAA